AGCUUCAGUCACCAAGAAGGUCGCCAGGCUCACAUCACACAGAUUUCUCCGUGUUAACAGGUUCAUAAUUCACCAGCUAUGGCUUACAAUCCCCAACAACCAGGGGUAGAAAAGCCCAUGACAAACUGGGACACCCAUCUCUUUGAUUGCUUUGUGGACUGCAGUACUUGUUGCUAUGGUUACUGGUGCUGCCCUUGCCUUGCCUGUACAGUUUCAGGGAGCUUUGGAGAGAACUAUUGUCUCCCACUAUGUGACAUUUGCAGCCCUGCCAUAAUGUCAGCCUGCGGAAUACCUCUGUGUGCUCCCCCAGCGCUCUUGUCUCUAAGGGCUGGCCUUCGAAACAGAUAUAAUAUCAAGGGAUCUCUCUGUGAGGACAUUGCAGUUUCCUGUUUCUGUGUCUGGUGCGCCUGGUGUCAACUGCAACGCGAGUUAAAGCACCGCAAAAAGAAUACCGCCAUCAUCGUCAAUAUGCAGCCUCAAAACGUUAUCAACAUAAUGCAGCAGGGUCCAGUGGUGAAUUCCCAACCUGUUUUUGUGGGCCAACAACAGCAACAACCACAACCUGUUUUUGUGGGCCAACAACAACAACAACCACAACCUGUUUUUGUGGGCCAACAACAACAACAACCACGAAAGGCUGAGGGUGACGUAGGCCUUACUUGGCAAGAGGACCUUAGUAAUUAA
This is a messenger RNA of Larimichthys crocea (large yellow croaker), 684 nucleotides long. Its product is annotated as protein PLANT CADMIUM RESISTANCE 2-like. The record is from RefSeq and is a predicted model, not a curated record. The coding region runs from base 79 to 684 and encodes 201 amino acids. The transcript has 5 exons. Lineage: Eukaryota; Metazoa; Chordata; Actinopteri; Sciaenidae.